ACAACAACAGCACCUAAAACUAUUACGACAACAACAACAACAGCAGCAGCAGCAACAACAACAGCAACAAAAACAUCCAGAACAUGGACAAUUACUGCAGCCGCAGCAACUGCAUGAGACUAAAGCCCACUUAGAUUCACAGCUACCCGAGCUUGCACUGCCUCCUGACGCUAUCACUGCAGGACUGCCACCUAGUGGUCAUCGGCAACCAUCAUCGUUGACAUCUAGCUCUAUAAGCGAUUCGAUGUCAUCCACCACGGCAUCGUCGAAUAGUCCACCCAGCAUGAGAGCCAGCUCGGCCGGCAGUAACAGCUCAAUAAGGAGAAGGUCGGUGACGUUUGAGGACGAGGUUUCCGUCAUUCAUCGUGAUGACCCGUCACCACCACCUCCACCUCCCAUGAUGGCAUCAAGUGCUGAUGCGAACAUGCUCGACGGAACUAGCAGCGUGGCAGGACGAUACAAACAACAGGAUGCUCCGCCGGAGACUCAGAGGUAUUCCCUGCUAGCCGAAAUCGAGACUGGCAUCAAACUAAAACCCGGACCGAAGCCUUUUAAGAAAAAUGCUAAGAAAGUGAUCACCGUACUGACAGGAGCGCCUACAGUGGUGACGGAGCACAACAUAAGACCUAGCUCAAUGCAGCAGAUUAUGCGACCAGCAUCGCAUGCCGAAAGUCCGGAGUCCGUCCUCACUGCGGACGACGAAUUGCCUGUUAGAAUGAACGCCAGUGUAGAAGGUGACAUCGUCAGAGCGGACAGUCUGCCGGUGACGUCAUCGAAGCCAAAACAGGAGAACGCUUCGAUCUCCGAUAGCGUAUCGAGCGAGUCGAGCGAAGAGCACUUGCUGAAGCCUAGCUUAGUGAAGAACAAAAUAUCGGAGUCGAACAUGAAACCGAGCGAACUUCUUAAGAAUCAGCUGAAUCGAUCAAAAACCGAGCAGGCAAAAGCAGACGAAAACAAGCCGUGGCCGUGCAGCCCCAGCAAAUCUGCGAUGCCGGAACCAGUGAGCUCUCAUACUAGUCAGCACAGCGCACCUGACGACGGGGCGUCUGCAAGUCCCAGCAAGAGCAAGCUGGUAUACGUGGAGCAUCUUAUUCGUCCCAGCGAGAUCCGCGAACAGAAGCACGACGUCGGUGAAAAUAAGGAAAAUGCCCGCCAGGGGGCAUCACUCGUCAGCAAGGCGCACGACCACUCUAUUAAACCGGUUAUCAUUGACGGCGAGCCGAUCCCUCCGUGGAAGAAGGAACUACUUGUGAGGAAGGUCCAUCAGGAAGAUGAGAUCAAGAAAUCAGAGGAAGCAAAGUGGGCCGGGAUACCCGAGUGGAAGAGGCAGCUGAUGGAGCAGAGAGAAAGACACAAGGAAGGCCCGUCAGAGGAACUGGAAGAUGACGAAGAGCAAAUGCCCCCGUGGAAGAAGGAACUUCUAAUGAAGAAGAAGCAUCUCGAGCCCAAAACAUAACCCGAAAAACAAAGUUAGCGACUCUAGAUGGAUAUCGUUAGCUAACAACAGAAGAAUAAAACCUGAUGUAUAGUUACAAGCUUUACAGAGCAGUGAACCAAUUUGCACAAAGAGAUCGGGUCCUUCAGAGUUACUCUACCUUAGCUAAUUCUAUCCUGUCAUAUAUUUAUCACUGUUCGCAAUACCCUUCCAUUUAAUACGUCGUUUGACGCAACGUUAAAUUUGAGUUAAUUUGUGCAAUGAUGUCCUAUAAACAGUAUAUAUAAUGCAAAUGUAAAAUUAACACAGCUUUAGUCAAAUCUACAUCGGCAUGCGCCUGUUGUUGAGUGUAGCAGGUUCGGUGGUGUAGGUCGCUAAUAUGAUAGCGGGUUACAACGGUAUGCAUUCUACCUAACAGACUAACUGUCAAGAUGCUGCCACCUAGUGAAGUAAUAUUCUGAAAUAUUUUUGUUAUACCGUAAAAUGCAAUGACAGCUCCAUAAUAUCAGGAGUAGAUAAAGGGAAUUUAGAUAUAUUACUCCCUUUAACUACUCCUGAUAAUAUCUGCGAUGUAAUUUACAUGCUAGAAUUGGUGUAAUGUUUCCACGUACAGGGCAAGCAGUAACUAAACAAAUUAAUAAUUAACAUAACAGUACUUUGAGAAAAACCACUGGUCGUGAAUUAUUAUGUGAUAUAUAAAUCUAUAUGCGGCAUUAUAAAAUAAUGUGAUUAUAGAUCACAUACAUACUUAAAAAUAAGUUCAUAACCGAAUUUCUUUUCUAAUACAUUUGGAACGCAUCAGAAGCGUCGUGACUUCAAGCUCAAUAUAUCUCACAUCUAUCAAGCAUUUUCUCGCGAACUAUAGCAUUGAAUAUAAUUUUAAAAAAUGUUUUAGAAAUCGUUUGCUAUAUGUUAUAAAAGAUAUUUUCAUGUGAUCGGUUGUGCGCGUUUUCUUCAAUUUUGAAUAGAGGAACGUAUGAUCUGAUGUUCACCCAGAAUGCUAUUGUAUCAGUAAGAACAGUUUAAUGUUCUGUUGUUCGUGAAGCCCUUGUGGGCAGUGGUAGCGUCAUCUCUGGGAUAAUUGUUCGUUUCUAUUAUUGUUAUUGCAUGCACUUAUGAUUCUUUGAAAGCAGACGUUUUUCUAUAGCAAAACGACAUACACGUUCAAAUUAUUAACACGUGUGAAAUGCAUGUAAGUGUGUCAUGUUUGGUAAAGAUGUUUUACAUCUGCAUCUUUUCUAUUUAAAAAGUGUGCUUAGAGGAUUUUUUAUGGCGCACAGUAAACCAAGUUACUAAUAAUUUGUAAAAAUAUUUAAAACUAAUAUACAUAUUAAAUCGUGAUAUACUGUAAAACUGUACAAUUAUGUACAAAUGCAUGAUAUACUACAUAGCUAUAGGUUUUCUAUACUUGUGUAAUAACCGUACCAUGGUGUUAUAUGCCAGUUACAGAUGUGCGUGUACAUUUCAACUGUUUCAAUAUUGACAGUGAAUAAACACAGAAAUGUAAAUAUCAGUGAAACACCGA
Molecule: messenger RNA, 2960 nt
Organism: Priapulus caudatus
Lineage: Eukaryota; Metazoa; Priapulida; Priapulimorpha; Priapulimorphida; Priapulidae
Exons: 7
Coding region: 245-1456 (403 amino acids)
Source: RefSeq, a predicted model, not a curated record